This is a messenger RNA of Lasiosphaeria miniovina, 1586 nucleotides long. RefSeq names its product phosphoesterase family-domain-containing protein. The record is from RefSeq and is a predicted model, not a curated record. Bases 1 to 1410 code for a protein of 469 amino acids. Gene Ontology annotation, biological process: phospholipid catabolic process. Gene Ontology annotation, molecular function: hydrolase activity, acting on ester bonds. The transcript has 5 exons. NCBI's taxonomy places the organism in Eukaryota, Fungi, Ascomycota, Sordariomycetes, Sordariales, Lasiosphaeriaceae.
AUGAAAGUUAACACACUCUUCGCGGCUCUUGGCGCUGCUCACGCGCUCGCCGCCUCAGGACCCCAGCCUCCGCCGUCAGUGGCCACCAGCCGGCAGCCGUCAAAGACGAUUCUGCCCGCGCUGUCAGAGAUCCUCGCCGUGCAGGCCACGGCGCGGCCGGCUUCGCCUACCUCGGAUGUCAAGGGCGUGGCCUUUGACCGCAUCGUCCAGAUAUGGCUCGAGAAUAUUGACUUUGAGGACGCCGAAAAUGACCCAAACAUGAGCUGGAUAGGCGACCACGGCCUACUUCUCAGCAACUACUUUGCCGUGACGCACCCGUCGCAGCCCAACUACGCGGCGGCCGUGGGCGGGGACCACUUCGGCAUGGACCACGACGAGUUCAUCAGUAUCCCCGCGAACGUGUCGACGGUGGUCGACCUGCUGGACACGCGCGGCAUCUCGUGGGGCGAGUACAUGGAGGACCUGCCGUACGCGGGCUACGACGGCAUGAACUUCUCCAACCAGGCCACGCUCGAGGACGACUACGUCCGCAAGCAUAAUCCGUUGAUGUUGUACGAUAGCGUCGCGCACAACGUCACGCGCACGCGCCAGAUCAAGAACUUCACCGGCUUCGCCGACGACCUUGACGCCCGCACGAUCCCCCAGUGGAGCUUUGUCACCCCUAACAUGACCAACGAUGCCCACGACACCAACAUCACCUUUGCGGCGAGCUGGACGCGCGGCUUCCUGGAGCCUCUGCUGGAGAACCCGUAUUUCAUGGAAAACACCUUGAUCAUCGUUUCGUUCGACGAGAACUGGCUCUGGCCGAAGCCAAACAGAGUCUUCACGGUGCUGCUAGGCGGGGCCAUCGAUACAUCACUUCACGGCGCCGUCGACGACAUGUUCUACAGCCACUACUCGACCAUCUCGACCGUGUCGGUCAACUGGGACCUGCCGUCGCUCGGGCGGUGGGACUGCGGCGCCAACGUGCUCGGGCCCGUGGCGGCGAAAGCCGGGUACCGCAACACAAACAUAUCGCUCGACAGGCUCCACUUCAACGCGUCGUACCCGGGCCCCGUCGCCGACUUCCAGCACACGCCUGGCUGGUGGCCCGCGCCCAAUACGCGCGCCCGCUGCGCCUCUGGCCGCGGCGUCCUGCCCGCUGUUGCUGCCGUCUGGGGUGCCGACCAGCCCGGGUCGUAUGAUUACACGAACGUCUAUCCGUACAACGGGCACGCCGGUGUUGACGUCGGUGGUACGCCUGUCGCGGGAAGCGCGGAUGCGGCUUCUGAUGGCGGCGGUCCUGAAAUGAGCGAGAGCUCCCGUUGCCAUCCUGCUCCCGUUAGCGCUGCAGGUGCUGCAAGGCAAGAUACGGCGAUUUUGGCUGCGCUGUUGGGUGUGGUUAUGGUUGUAGUUGCGCUUCUGUUGUAGGUGAGCAUUGUUUGGAGCGCGGGCAGUGUUUACUUGCGAAUGUUUCUUCAGGGGAGAUGGAAUAGAAACUAGACAAGGUCAUGACAUCCUUUUUUCGUUUCUUUGGGGUCGGAGGGGCAAAGUUGGGAGCUGGCAACUUUCGCCAUACGCUACUACCUUCUAAUGCAUCUGUCAGG